Molecule: messenger RNA, 3254 nt
Organism: Cheilinus undulatus (humphead wrasse)
Lineage: Eukaryota; Metazoa; Chordata; Actinopteri; Labriformes; Labridae
Product: gastrula zinc finger protein XlCGF57.1-like
Exons: 2
Coding region: 111-1568 (485 amino acids)
Biological process (GO): regulation of transcription by RNA polymerase II
Molecular function (GO): RNA polymerase II cis-regulatory region sequence-specific DNA binding; DNA-binding transcription factor activity, RNA polymerase II-specific
Source: RefSeq, a predicted model, not a curated record
CACAGCUAGCGUGUUUGGAUGAUACGGCGUUCUGUAGGAGAAGAGAAAUCCUCGGAACGUGUUCAGAGUUGACUUUUCUCUUUCCUCGUUGACUCUUGGAUGUUUGUAAAAUGUCCGGGGUUCAGGAACUUUCAGUUUUUCCUGUGGAGGUCCAGCAGCUUUUAGUGAGUAAAGAAGAGGUUUCCACUGAGCAGCAGGAGAGUGACUCCAGUCUGAACCAGGAGAUUACUGAGCCUCCACAGAUUAAAGAUGAACCAGAGGAAUUGUGGAGCAGUCAGGAGGAAGAGCAGCAUCACAGGCCAGAGAAUGCUGAUAUUAUCAAGUUCACUUUUGUUCCUGUCUCAGUGAAAAUUGAAGAAGAUGAAGAGAAACCUCUAUUCUCACAGCUUCAUGAAAGACAAACUGAACAGGGGGAAGGAGGAUCUGAUGGAGGGGACUGUGGAGGAGCAGGAGCAGUCAGGCUCUAUGAUGCAGAGAGAGAUUUACAACUGGAGACUGUGGUCAAGACUGAAGACACUUCUGAAGCUGAGACUGAUGACAGUGCUGAUUGGAUGGAGACAACAGAUCACCAUUCAGGUUUAAAGUCAGCAGAAAAGCCUAAAAAUACGAUAAAAACGAUGGAUAAGAAACCACAUCACUGCUCUGAGUGUGGUAAAAGCUUUAAAUUUGCAGGUCAACUAAGAGAACAUAUUAGAAUUCACACAGGAGAGAAACCCUUUGACUGCUCUGAGUGUGGUAAAAGAUUUUCGCGGCAGGAAAUUUUGACCAAACAUAAGAGAAUUCACCUUCAAGAGAAAAACUGUGGCCAGUCUGAUUGCAGUAAAAUACUUCAAGAGACCAAAGACGUGUUACUUCACACUAUACAGAAACCCUUUAGCUGUUCUGAGUGUGGUAAAACGUUUCACCAUAAAAGUAAUCUGAACAAACAUAAGAGAACUCAUUUAGGAAGGAAACCUUUCAACUGCUUUGAGUGUGGAAUAAGUUUUACACGCAAGGGAAAUCUGACCAGACACAUGUCUAUUCACACUAAGGAGAAACUCUUGGACUCCAGUUUGAGCUGCUCAGAGUGUGGAAAACGGUGUAAACACAAACACAAUCUAACUGAACAUAUGUUGGUUCACAAUAGACAGGAGCUCCUCAGCUGUUUUGAAUGUGAUAAAAGAUUUAGUCUUAAACAUCAUUUGAUAAGACAUAUGAGAACACACUCUGGGGAGAAACCCUUCAGCUGCUCUGAGUGCAGUCAAAGAUUUACCCAACAGGGUACUCUGACCAGACACAUGCUAGUUCACACUAGAAAGAAACCCUUCAGCUGCUCUGAGUGUGGUGAAAGAUUUAGUCACAAAACGACUUUGACCAGACACAGGAGAACCCAUACUGGCGAGAAACCCUUUGACUGCUCGGAGUGUGGUAAACGAUUUAGCCAAAAAGUUUCUCUGACAAAACAUAUAUUAGUUCACACUGGACAGAAACCCAUAAGAUGUUUAGAGUGUGGUAGAAGGUUUAUCCGACAAGAUUCUCUAACCAAACAUAUGUUAGUUCACACUCAAAAGAAGGACGAAUCUCUUUGACUGAUCUCCAUGUGUUUGAAGAUUCUCUAAAAAGUCUUAUCAGGUAUUUGAAAGGGCUUAGAAACUAUAGGCUGGUUUAGACCAAAGGUUUCCUUCAAUAUAUCAGUGAAGGAUUCACUAGUUUGAUAAUAUCAGACUUAAGAGGCUCUUCAAAACCAACUGAGGAGAAAAUUGAGAAAUAAACAGGAGCUGAUGGGAGAGAACAGUGGGAGAUCAGAACCAGUUAGGAAAUUCUAUCCAGAGAGACAUUUACAACCAGAAAUUGAGGUCUAUUAUGACUACUAUGAGACUGAGACUAAAGACUUUGAUGAUGAUUGUACAUCUGUGCUACAGUUAUAUAUCUUUAAAUAUUAAGCAAAAAUGGGUUAUCCACUGUUAAUAUCAUCAAUGGUCUGAAGUAAAUGGUACUACAAUCUGAUAACUGUGGUGGUUUGAGUAUUAACAAUUAAUUGAAACAUGAUAUUUCUGGUCUUUCCAGAGUUUUGAUGCCUUUAAAGAAAUGCUGAAAGUUGUGUAUGCUGUGAGAUUAUUUCUGUUUUCUCAUGAAAGAGGUAUGAUGUUUAAUUUUCUUUCACUUUCCAUUACGUAUAUAUUCCGGUCAGAAUCUGGUGUUGGCUCUUAGAGCAAGUUGAAUCCAUGAAAUUCCUACAUGAGAAGUUUGAUGCCUGCCUCACUUUUUCUCCGCAUGCUAAAUCUGUCCAGAAGAAGCGCUACAGCGCCUCCACCUGCUGAGAUAAGGAAGGAUUUUUAUUGUUAGCAAACACUUUUUAAAACACAUGGUUAACCAUUCACAAAUUGAAUCCAUUCUCACCUUCAACAUCUCAUCCUGGUUCAACUCCCUCACCAUUAAUGAUAGAGCAAAACUAUCCAACAAAAUCACUGGUUCACCCCAAACUCUUCUCUCUGAAAUGUACACCCGUUCUGUUAUCCAGAGAACCACCCUGAUUUCAAAGGACUCCUCUCACUCCAGUGCAACUCUUUCCAGCUACUGGCUCCAGCCACGUGAGUUAAAAAUACAAGGUUUCAUGACCCAGAAAAAAAAAAAAAUCCUUCAUCCUUUCUACAAUAACCAUCCCAAGCAAUAUAAAAUAGACUCUCCCACCCAUAACUCCCCUGUUAAAUAAGGAAUUAACUGAUUAACCACUUUUGUGGACUGCUGAGUUCCAUUUUACUUACUGCUCCCAGGCCUGAUUACUGCCAGUUUGUUGAAUCCAGAAAUUAUUUAAAUAUAAUCAAAGAGCCAUUAUCCACCGAUGGAGAAAACUUGAAGCAGUGUUGAACCUUCCAAGGAGUGCUCAGUCUACCAAAACUACACCAAGAGAGCAUCAACGACUUGUCACAAAAGAACCCAGAACAACAUUUAAAAACCUGCAGGCUUCGCUUGACUCAGUUAAGAUCAGUGUUUAAGACUCAACAAUAAGAAAGAGACUGGGAAAAAAUAACAUUCAUGGGAGUUUUAAGGCCUAAACCACAUGUCAAAAAAAAUUUUCUCUCUCUUUUUUUUAAAGUUUUUCAAUCAGUCUAUUUAAUUAACUCCCGCUCAAGGUUCCCUGAUGUCUGCUCAGCUGAGACCUGCUGACUGAUGCAUAAAUACAGUAUAUCAGUAAAAAUGUUUACUUUAACAUGGAAGUCAAAUAGAAAACAUCUUGAAAAGGAAAUGUAAGAUAUUGUUAAACCAUUAAGACA